AUGCCCCAGGAUAUCGAUCCCAACGCCAGAAGGGAAGUCAACAACGCGCUCAUUAGCGCUGGGAGCACUGCUGUCGCACAGAUGAUUGUUGCGGCCAACUCCUCUAUUGCUAAGCGUCGCAAGAACAAGGAGGCGCGAGCGAAGAGUGAGGCUGGAGAGAAAGCUGCUAGCGAAGAGAAGUCAAAUGCUGCUAAACAGAAAGACGGUGUCUCAAGUUGA
This is a messenger RNA of Aspergillus steynii IBT 23096, 219 nucleotides long. RefSeq lists its product as uncharacterized. The transcript is spliced from 2 exons. The record is from RefSeq and is a predicted model, not a curated record. Lineage: Eukaryota; Fungi; Ascomycota; Eurotiomycetes; Eurotiales; Aspergillaceae. Bases 1 to 219 code for a protein of 72 amino acids.